AGUGCUCAGUGGCGGUGUGGGAGGGGCAAGGAGUCAAGAUGGCGGGCGGCAUAGGGAAGCACAAGCUGAUGUCGCUGGGCCCCACAGAGCCCUGGUCUGUGAGGGAGAAGCUGUGUUUGGCCUCGUCUGUGAUGAGGAGUGGAGACCAGAACUGGGUGUCGGUCAGCAGAGCCAUCAAGCCCUUUGCAGAAGCAGGCCGCCCUCCGGACUGGUUCUCUCAGAAGCACUGUGCCUCCCAGUACUCGGAGCUGCUGGAGACCACAGAGACGCCCAAGCGGAAGAGGGGAGAGAAGGGUGAGGUGGUGGAGACUGUGGAGGACGUGAUUGUGCGCAGACUGACAGCAGAGAGGAUAGAUGAGCUCAAGAGGCUGAUCAAAGACACUCAGGAACUGCACAGGAAGCUGAAGAAGGAGGCAGAACUAAUCCAGGCUGGACAUCUGGACAACAAGUUGGAGGAGCUGUGGGGGGAGAUCGUCCUGAAGAAGAAACAGGACGAGGAAGAGGCGGAGCUGAAGCGGAAGGCCACAGAUGCAGCCUAUCAGGCCCGGCAGGCAGUGAAGAACACCCCUAAGCGCGUCCCCAGCGUGACGGUUCGCUCUCCGCUGGGCUCCAGCUCCCCAGGCCUGGACUUUCCCAUGGCCGACCCCCCCCAGCCGGUCCCCGAGGAGGCCAGCGCCAGCACCCCUGGGGCGCCGGUCUUCAUGCCCCUGACAGAGUCAGCAGGCCCCGGGCCCCUGGAGCCCAGCCUGGGGCCUCUCCUAGAUGACUCCCCGCAGAAGAAGGUCCUGGGGCAGAAGGUCACCCCGCCCCCCUCGCCCCUGCUCUCCGAGCUGCUGAAGAAAGGCAGCCUGUUGCCAACCAGCCCCAGACUGGUGGGGGACGGAGACGUACCUGCGGGUCACAUGACUGGAGCAGGUGUGCAUGGGGCAGAUCUUCAGGUCAACGGUCCUGCUAUCCCAGCAUCCCAAGCAGCCACAGGUGCUCCCACGCUGUCUCGGCUGCUGGAGGCCGGCCCCACCCACUUCACCGUGCAGCUCGGCUCCACCCUGCCCACCAGCGCCGAGCCCCCCGGCGCUGCCAGCGCUGUGCCCUCGCUGCCGCAGCCGGACCCCUCCACCCACCUUGCGGACGCCCCCGAGACGCGCGCCACAGGUGCUGACGAGGGGGCCAGCGGGCAGCUCCAGGGCAGCCCCGCCCCGGGCGAGGUCAAGGGCGAGCUGGGAGAGGAGGAGGACCUGGUGGCCGUGUCCUACAUGGGGGACGAGCUGGACCUGGAGACAGUGGGGGACAUCAUCGCCAUCAUCGAGGAGAAGGUUGAUGACAAUGCUGAGGCCCUGGAUGCUGCAGCCGUGGAGGCGGCCCUGUCUCUGUGUGAAGAGGCUGCUGACUCCCACUCCCUCUCAGGCCCCUGGGAGCCCUCCUUCAAGGCCCCCGACCCUGCCACGGCGCCCCCUGUUGGGCCUUCCGUGCACAGCAGCUUGGAGGUCAAGAAAGAGCUGAUCGAGGAGGAGGUGGGAAGAGAGGCAGGGGCUGGGAGCAGGAUGCUCAGCUCUCCCCCUCCCUCGCAGAUAGCCCAGCCUCCUCCAGCUCAGGACAGCACGGCCUCCACCACAGCCCCCUCUCUCCCUCUGCCUCCCCCUGUCACCCCUGAUAAUCCCCUCGCCUCCUCGGGCAGCAACCCAGAGACACUUCACAGAGCUGAGAGCCAGGAGGCAGCCGAGCGUCUCGUCAGAGAGGAGGUCUCUCCCAGAGCCCAUUCCCCCAUAGUCAACAUCAAGUGUGAGAGUGACGACUGGACACAGCCUGGACCCGAGACACACUCCCACUGUGCAGAAACUGUGACAGAGGACAGCUCGGCAUCUGGAAAGGAGCAUGCAAAAGAGGUGAAGGAGGAGGAUGGCGGGAGCGAGGCAGAGGGCAGCAUGUCGGAGAUGAAGGAGAGCGAGGGCGGGGAGGCGUACCUGUCCGAGGCGGAGAUGGAGCGGGCGGAAGGCGAGAGCGAGGAUGGCUACAGUGUCCACAACACCUCGCUGCAGCUGCACACGACAGCGGACUCCAUCCCCAGCAGCCCAGCCUCCUCUCAGUUCCCCUAUUUGAUUUCUGUGUAUUUCUCCAUGCCCAGGUAUGCCAACGUGUUUCUCCAGCCUGUGACGGAUGACAUUGCGCCAGGAUACCACAGUAUUGUGCACAGACCGAUGGAUCUGUCCACGAUCAAGAAGAACAUCGAGAACGGGCUCAUCCGGACCACGGCCGAAUUCCAGCGGGACAUCAUGCUGAUGUUCCAGAACGCGGUGAUGUACAACAGCUCCGACCACGACGUCUACCACAUGGCGCUGGAGAUGCAGAGGGACGUGCUGGAGCAGAUACAGCAAUUCCUGGCCACUCAGCUGAUCAUGCAGACCUCGGAGUCGGGGAUCAGCGCCAAGAGCCUGAGAGGGCGGGACUCCACGCGGAAACAGGACUCGUCCGACAAGGACAGUGUGCCCAUGGCCUCUCCUGCCUUCCUUCUCUCUCUCUUUUGUCCCUGGAAGAGACGGGGGUCAGUAGAUCCGUCUCUGUGGAAAGGCAGGGUAGAGGUGGGACAGAGCAGGAGCUCUGCCUUGAUCAGAAAGAGGGACAGACAGCAGGCAGGGCAGCAGCAGUCUUCAGGACAGGGUCAGCACAGACAGAGGGGCAGGAGAGGACGGAGGAACCAGGGGCCGGAGGUGUGCCAUUGAAGCUGACAUGAAAAUGAAGAAGUGAGAGUGGGCGGGGAGGAGAGAGAGGCGGAGGGGCGCCGGCGGGCCGUUGGAACAGUGUUGCUCUGGGGGAGAACGCUCCUCACGCCAGUCUCGCUGCCCCCCUCUCGCUCUCCUCCUCUGGCCUGGGCCCCGACUGGGACAUGCAGUUUUCUCUCCAAUUCCCUGUUUCACUUUGUUUUUUAAGUGACUUAUUUUUGUUUCUUCCUCUCUGUCCCGGGACAUCUCCUUGCUCCUUCACUCUGUCCC
Lepisosteus oculatus (spotted gar) is the source of this 2987-nucleotide messenger RNA. NCBI's taxonomy places the organism in Eukaryota, Metazoa, Chordata, Actinopteri, Semionotiformes, Lepisosteidae. The record is from RefSeq and is a predicted model, not a curated record.